This is a messenger RNA of Amyelois transitella, 1131 nucleotides long. RefSeq names its product odorant receptor Or1-like. Gene Ontology annotation, molecular function: odorant binding; olfactory receptor activity. The coding region runs from base 1 to 1131 and encodes 376 amino acids. Gene Ontology annotation, cellular component: plasma membrane. The transcript is spliced from 9 exons. NCBI's taxonomy places the organism in Eukaryota, Metazoa, Arthropoda, Insecta, Lepidoptera, Pyralidae. The record is from RefSeq and is a predicted model, not a curated record. Gene Ontology annotation, biological process: detection of chemical stimulus involved in sensory perception of smell; sensory perception of smell.
AUGAAGAACAAUUACAACAAAGUUGAGCCAAUCGCAGUAGAUUAUUCUAAAUCGUGUAUGCAAAAUUUCCACAAAUUGGAAUUGGAGCAAAAAUACAACCUCCGACUCAACAUCGUCGGAGUUACGAACCGCCAUGAACCAGAGAAAGUUACGGAAGUUAUGUGUCUGUUCCUUACAGUGACAGACUAUUUAUACAAAGUAGCUGUUCUUUGGAUUAAGCACGACGAAAUUGAAGAAAUUAUCGAAAUCACAAAAGGGCCAAUCUUUAACCAAGGAGAAAUGGAACAUAAACCUCUUCUAAUGAAUACUGUCCGCGAAAGCUUAUUAGUGGUGGGUUUUUAUAACUGCAUGGGACUAUUCACCUGCAUGCUUUGGAGUAUUCGACCGAUAUUAGAACGAUUCAACGGAAAAGUGGAUUUGCCUAUAUGGCUCCCAUAUAAUCCCGAUCAGAAUCCUCACUUCUACGUAACAAUUUUUUACAUGUGGAUUCAAAUAUCGAUGUUCGCCAUCGCUAAUUCAUUGAUUGAUGGUUUAAUAGCUUUCUUUUUAGAGCAAUGCAAAACACAAAUAACUAUUAUCAAAUUGGAUCUACAAAGUCUGGUAGCAAAAUGCGAGCUAGAAAAGAAAAAAUCGUCUGCUCAUUUCUCAGAUAUUCUGGAGACUAAAUUGAAAAAAAUAAUCAUCCACCAUAGAGAAAUAGUGACGAUGGCUGGUAAAGUACAAGAUAUAUUUGGGAACGCAGUUUUCUACCAAUUUGUAAGCAGUGGAUUGAUACUAUGUACUUCCGCUUAUACUAUGACGACCGCUGAUCCAGCAUCAUUAGAAUUUAUUUCAAUGGUAUUUUAUAUAAUGUGCAUGUUGAUACAAUUAUUAUUUUAUUGUUAUUAUGGGAGUAAGCUUACUUAUGAAAGUGAUAAGUUGAUGGAAUUCUCAUAUGCAACGGACUGGCUUUCUUUUUCUGUGAAACAUCGCCGAACCCUCAUAAUAUUUAUGGAAAGAAUCAAGUAUCCCAUAAAACCAACAGUUGGCGCAUUGAUACCGCUGUCUAAUAACACCUUCGUUUCGAUUGUUCGAAGUUCUUACACAUUAUAUACAAUUUUGAAAAAUUCACAAAAUACCAGCGCUAACUAA